AUGGCAGGACUUGCAGCUUCCCCAGGAUUCAUUGAUUGGUUAAUUGAGCAGUCUGACAGAAUCAAGUUGCUUCCUCCCACUAAAAGUUAUGAUGACGAAUUUGGUAGUGAAUCAGAUUCGACCGGUGAACAAUUAUCCUGGACAGUGUCAACGCCUGGAUUCACAAGUCAUAUGUCUCUUCGUAUUCUAAUAAAAUCGUUACGAGACUGUUUCGCCUUCCCUCACAUGAUAUUUCCAAGACACCUCAUUGCACGACUUUGGGUUGAAAUGGGUUCAUGCUUAGAAGCAGUUUCAACGAUUGUGCAAAACUGGAGAGACCAUCCUCCUUCAUCUUUUUCUCUUAAGAUCCAAAACUUCUCACAACUCGAGAAAUCGACUGCUUUCUCUGAUCAUAAAUACCAAUCUCGUCUUUUCUCCUCUGGUGGACACAACUGGAGAUUGGUCGUAUAUCCAAAAGGGAACGAAAAGGACAGUGGGAAUGGAUUUAUUUCCAUGUACGUGGAAAUAGACGGUAAGUGCUUGAUGAUAUUCACACCACCAACUGAAGUUUUUGCAGAACUCCGUUUCUUUGUGUACAACAAGAAACAAAACAAGUACCUUAUGAUUCAAGAUGUAGAAGCAAAGCGGUUCAACGCACUUAAAACGGUGUGGGGAUUGCCCCAAGUUGUUCCAUAUGAUACGUUCAAUAACCCUGAGAAUGGUUACAUCUUUAAAGGAGACCAGUGUGAGUUUGGUGUUGAUGUCAUUGUUGCUCCUCCCCUUACCAAUUGGGAAAUCGUCUCAUAUAAUCAGAAACUCCCUAAUCCCAAGUUCGCUUGGACUUUGAAGAAUUUUUCUGAGUUGAAAGAGAAUGAGUACAAAUCAAAAAGUUUUUCAAUGGGAGGAAGAAACUGGUUUCUGAAGCUGUAUCCAAAAGGCGACUCUAGAGCAGAUGGCAAAUGGUUAUCUGUUUUUUUGAAAUUAGCUGAUGGUGAAAAACCAAAAGCAGAUGAGAAGUUUUUCGUGCAAGCAAAUUUGCGAGUUCUAGACCCACUUGGAUCCAAUCACUCGGCAUGCAAAAUGAACGAUUGGUACAAUGACUUACACACAGGUUGGGGUUGGAUUCAAUUUUUAUCUUUAGAUGAACUUCGGAAGUCUUAUUUGGACAAAGCAGACGCGUUGAAUGUUGAGGUCGAAUUUGAAGUUGUUUCUGCAGCCAAAUACUCUCCUAUUGUCUAA
Messenger RNA from Arabis nemorensis, 1218 nucleotides. The record is from the annotation of a GenBank genome assembly. Lineage: Eukaryota; Viridiplantae; Streptophyta; Magnoliopsida; Brassicales; Brassicaceae.